UUGAAACCAGCUCUAUAGAAGUUAACCUAGUUAAGGAAAGUUCGUCCAAUAACCUCAAUAAAGGAAAAAGUCCUGAAAUUAUCACUUCAACUUCUUCAAUUUCUGAAACUACUGCGCCUAAACCAACAGUUAGUAUCGAUGAGUCUUUCAACAUGUCAGAAAAUAUCUUAGAUACUUCAACUAUCGGCUUUGAUGCUCGUUACUAA
Messenger RNA from Funneliformis caledonium, 206 nucleotides. NCBI's taxonomy places the organism in Eukaryota, Fungi, Glomeromycota, Glomeromycetes, Glomerales, Glomeraceae. The record is from the annotation of a GenBank genome assembly.